This is a messenger RNA of Carassius gibelio (silver crucian carp), 1805 nucleotides long. RefSeq names its product transducin beta-like protein 2. The record is from RefSeq and is a predicted model, not a curated record. Gene Ontology annotation, biological process: endoplasmic reticulum unfolded protein response. Gene Ontology annotation, molecular function: protein binding. Gene Ontology annotation, cellular component: endoplasmic reticulum. Bases 396 to 1721 code for a protein of 441 amino acids. The transcript has 7 exons. Lineage: Eukaryota; Metazoa; Chordata; Actinopteri; Cypriniformes; Cyprinidae.
ACAACAAAAGAGAAUCUCGCGCCUGCGCAGUGGUGCUAGACGACGUCAGUCACUACAUUCCGUGUAAUGUAAUUCAUUCCGUGAAAACAGCCCCAGUUUGAGAUUUAAUUUCAUACACGUAAUUUACCUAAGUUCUGCAAUUUUCAAAAAACAAAUACAGUGGGCUGUCGCGUAAACACCCAGCAGUUUGAUGCUCAAAGAUAUUCAGUGAAGAUCACGGUUAUAUAUAUACGUGUUGCAGCAGUCGAGUUGCCAGCGACUCACUGGAGUGAAGUGGAACCAGAGUGAAACACGAGUUACAGAAAACGGAGAAAAACAGAUCUGCAGCAAUACAGUCAGUCUCUGAGUCUGCUUGUUUGGGUCAGGAGUGAUAACGUGGCACAAAUCUCGCCAAAAUGGAGUUUGCAGCGAUCUUUGCACUAUCACUCCUGAUAGGCGCGCUGGUUUUGUUAGUGGUCGUGGCUGUUGGCAGACAGAAAGACGAAUUAUCUGAGCAGAACGAACAGAAGAAAGACAACAAUCCACCGGUUGAGGAAAAUGCAGCGAAAACUUCUUCCAAAAAGCAGAAGCAGCAACAGCGCCCCCGUAAGGAGAAACCGCAGCAGCACACGUUCACACACAAGCUUCUGGCUUCCUCUCUGAAGAAUCACAGUGGCAGUGUCACUUGCCUGGAUUUUAGUAGCAAUGGCAAAUACCUUGCGUCUUGCUCUGACGACCGUACCAUCAGGAUCUGGAGCACUAAAGACUUCCUGGAACGAGAUCACAAGUGCUUGCGAGCCAAUGUUGAGUUUGAUCAUGCCACACUCGUCCGUUUCAGCCCAGACUCUCGAGCAUUUAUCACUUGGCUGGCUAAUGGAGAGACCAUUCGCAUCUAUAAGAUGAUUAAAAAGGAUGAUGGGACAUUCAGUUUCAAAGCUGCCUCAGAGGAUUUCCCUCAAAAACACAAGGGAAUCGUUAUCAACAUCGGAAUCGCCGAGACGGGCAAAUUUAUAAUGACUGCAUCUGUUGACACUACCAUUGUGAUCUGGGAUCUGAAGGGAGAGGUUUUAGCUACUAUAAACACUAAUCAGAUGACCAACUCGCAUGUUGCUGUGUCACCGUGUGGAAGGUUUGUUGCUUCCUGUGGCUUUACCCCUGAUGUGAAGGUGUGGGAGGUUUGCUUUGCUAAAUCAGGGGAGUUCAAAGAGGUCGCCCGUGCGUUUGACCUUAAGGGACACUCAGCUGGGGUUUACUCCUUUGAUUUCUCUAAUGACUCUCGGAGAAUGGUGACUGUGUCCAAAGACGGCACGUGGAAGCUGUGGGACACUGAUGUGGAAUAUAAGAAAAAGCAGGACCCAUAUUUGCUCCGGACCGUGCCAUGUCAGGUGUCGGAGGGGAGCCGGAUUGCCCUGUCUCCCGACGGUCGUGUGGUAGCCAUAUCAAACGGUUGUGAUAUAGCCAUGUUCAAUGCCAGCACUGGUGAACUAGAGGAGGAGUUUCACGGUGUUCACAGUGAAGAGAUAACCGACCUUAAGUUUGACAUCAAUAACCGUUUCUUAGUGAGUAGUGGGGACCGUGCCAUUCACGUCUUUCACAAUGUAACCGGUUACCGUGCUGCCAUCCAGGACAUGCAGACCAUGCUGAAGAAAGCCUCCAACGAUGGAGUGAGACAGAGACUCCAGCAGCAGAUCACAGAUGCUCAGAAUGCUCUGGACACAGUGCUGAAUGCAACUAAGAACUAAAAGCGGAGUAAUUUUCACUCGAAAGCUAAUCUGUUUUUGGUUGCUUUGCAUGCCGGUUUUAUUGAAUAAAUCGGGUGUUUUUAA